Messenger RNA from Saprolegnia diclina VS20, 828 nucleotides. RefSeq lists its product as hypothetical. The coding region runs from base 46 to 780 and encodes 244 amino acids. Lineage: Eukaryota; Oomycota; Saprolegniomycetes; Saprolegniales; Saprolegniaceae. The record is from RefSeq and is a predicted model, not a curated record. The transcript has a single exon.
CAAGAUCCUGAGUGGAGCUAUUUUGUAUUGCCUUCGACUAUCGUGAUGGGCAACAUUGCGCCGACCGCAGCGUGCAACCCGAGCAGCGACGGCGCCAAUGAUCGGACCACCAGCGCCGAGUACGCGCCUCCGGAGCGUGGCCGGCGCAAGCGGCCGCGAGUGCUCGUGGCCCCGCAGCCGGUCAGCAUCGACCCGCCGGUGGCAGCGUCGGGAACUGACGCCUACGACCAAGUGUGCCACGAGUUCAGCCUUGUGUUUCCAUCCGCAGGUGCAUCUCGCGCAAAGACGACGACGACCACAGCGACUGCGAUGGCGUGGAAGGCUGCCGCUGGCGACGAAGCCAACGAGGACGACGACGACCGCGACAGUACAACGUGCUCGUCCGAGUGUUCACAAGACACGGUGCUGUGUGACGAUGACGAGUCGACGUUCGCCUGUACGUACCGGAAGCGAGCGCCGUUCUCUGACGACAGACCCUUCUCACUGAGUGCGCGGUCGCCCUUUAUAGUCUCCGAUUACCUAUGUCCUUGCCGCCGCUGCCCAUGGUACGAUGCGAUUGCGCGCCAUGUCAUGACGAGCAGUCAUCUCUCGUCGCGGGCCAAGCGACACGUCACGCGCAUCCUGCAGGCGUACUCGACGUACAACGAAGUCGCCGGCUUCCGCAGCGACAUGCUGCGCGUCGUCGAAGCCUGUUGGACGCAGUGCGACGGUCAAGAGAACGAAGCGUUCGAAGCCUUUGUCGAGAGCUACGAGAGCGCGUACGCCAAUGAGUGGCUUUGAUCCGCGUCUCGCCAUAUUUAACAUAGGAAUAGAAGAGCGUUCGCGUCG